AUGAGCAUUCGUCCAGCUACCCACAGUGGUUCCUGGUACAGUUCUGAUGCGGAGAAACUAUCUUCGCAACUUUUGCAGUUUUUGGGCUCCAAUGCCGUUGUAAGCGGUGCCAGAGUGGUGAUAUCGCCCCACGCAGGCUACACGUACUGUGGUCGCACGAUGGGCAAAGCCUACGGGGCCUUGGACUUGUCUGGAGUGAAACGAAUUUUUAUCUUGGGCCCAUCGCACCAUAUUUACUUCAAAAAUAAGGGACUAGUGAGUGGAUAUCGUGAGUUGUCAACACCAGCUGGACCUCUGGCCGUGGAUACUACCACGGUAAGCACGCUUGUGCGGCAGCACGAGGAGUUUGAGCUGAUGGACUCUGAAGUUGACUGCGAUGAGCAUUCAUUGGAAAUGCAAUAUCCUAUGCUGUAUGCGACGCUGCAGAAGCGUAAAAUUGAUCCCAAGAGUGUGUCUGUGGUACCAAUCAUGGUAUCUCACAACUCUGCUCGUGUGGAUCACCAGGUGGGCAAAAUUUUGAGCGAGUUCCUUAAAGAUUCAAGUAAUGCUUUCAUUGUGAGCUCUGAUUUCUGCCAUUGGGGACGCCGUUUUAACUUCACUGGUUACGUGGGUGGCACCAAGGAGAUUUAUGAGGCUCUGGAGGAAGACACAGAGAUUGAAUCGCUCACGGCUCGGAGUAAGCUAUCGCAUCAUCAGGUUCCCAUUUGGAGGAGCAUUGAAUUCUUGGACAAGUUUGCAAUGUCCAUAUUGACACGAGAGGAACCCCGCGACAAGUAUGAUCUAUGGAAACACUACUUGGAAGUGACAGGCAAUACCAUUUGCGGUGAGAAACCAAUAAGCGUAAUGUUGUCCGCUCUGAGUCAGCAUGAAAGUGCCAGAAUCCAAUUUGAAUGGCCUGACUAUUCGCAGUCAAGUCGAGUAAGUAGCGUGACGGAUUCGAGCGUAAGCUAUGGCGCAGGGUAUUGCAGAAUUUAA
Molecule: messenger RNA, 975 nt
Organism: Lachancea sp. 'fantastica'
Lineage: Eukaryota; Fungi; Ascomycota; Saccharomycetes; Saccharomycetales; Saccharomycetaceae
Source: the annotation of a GenBank genome assembly